Messenger RNA from Truncatella angustata, 1002 nucleotides. RefSeq lists its product as uncharacterized. The transcript has 3 exons. NCBI's taxonomy places the organism in Eukaryota, Fungi, Ascomycota, Sordariomycetes, Amphisphaeriales, Sporocadaceae. The record is from RefSeq and is a predicted model, not a curated record. Bases 466 to 777 code for a protein of 103 amino acids.
ACAACCUGUUCCUCCUUCUUAUGGUACAGGCACAAUUUCGUGCAAUUUGCAGGUGGUAAUUUCAAUCGCAACUACUAUUGAAGUGCGAUGCAGGCACUUGGUAAAUGUUGAUCUCCCAGCCGGUGGCCAUGCAACCAACUUAUACGCCAGUGAGCGAGAACCAUGCCCUCUUCUUGAUCAACGCUCUUGCGAACACUUCUAUGCACGACCUUCUCAAAACAUACCUUGCGUGAGGUGACAUUUCCCUUUAUUUCUCUUGUUUCUCCCAUCAAUUGAUAUAUAAAUACGAGGAUAUCGCGUCAUUGCGGUUGAACGCCUUCACUCACGGUUCGGGAGGUCGGCGACAACGUGUUCCAACCCAGCAUUUAUCUAUGUCCUGUAAAAUCAGCCAGCCCAAUCGGUAUCAUUGGUACAGAUCAACAUGGACAAGACCGUCUAUCUACCCGAUCUGGAGGCCGGCUGUCUAUGGCCUCGUCGACUCAACAUCCACAUGGCCGAGAUCAAACAGGAAUGCCUCGAGUGGGUGCUAGUUUCGAGGCUUUCACCCCGCAAGCACAACAGGCCUUCGACAAAUGUAACUUCAGUAAAUUUGCUGGCGGUCUCAUGUGCCCACGAUUGACCAGAGAGCAACUGAGGUGCGCGUGUGAAGUUAUGAACCUCUUCUUCAUCUUUGACGAGCAUUCCGAUCGAUCCGAACCGGCCGAUGUAUGGAAUCAAGUCGACAUCCUGAUGGAUGCUCUGCGCAAUCCCGAAACACCUCGACCGGCCGGAGAAUAGGUCGGUGAGAUUGCGCGACAGUUUUGGAUCCGAGCGACUACUAUCUCAACGAAUUCAUUCCAGCGGCGGUUCCUUGCAAGCUGGGAACACUACCUGAAGGGAACCGCACAACAAGCGGAAGAUAGGUCGUGCUCACACAUCUGUACCGUCUCCAGCUAUCUCAAGGUUCGGCGGCAAACCAUCGGAGUGAUGCCCUCUCUAGCCUUCUUCCAGAUAGAAAUGGAC